Molecule: messenger RNA, 1467 nt
Organism: Penicilliopsis zonata CBS 506.65
Lineage: Eukaryota; Fungi; Ascomycota; Eurotiomycetes; Eurotiales; Aspergillaceae
Exons: 1
Coding region: 13-1128 (371 amino acids)
Biological process (GO): protein folding; response to salt stress; response to heat
Source: RefSeq, a predicted model, not a curated record
ACAUCAUUCAAUAUGACUGCUUUCAACUUCACCCCUGCUGAAUGGGACGAUAUGUCCAAACUCGAGAAUCACCCUUUCUUCGCCAAGGGCGGCCACCGCGGCCGCUUUGGUCGUCGCGGCGGCGGUGGCGGCGGCGGCGGUCGUGCUGCUGCCCGUGAGGAGAUGCGACAGGCCAAGGAAUCCGCCGACAAGCAACAGAACGAGAACCAGAGCUCGACAGAAUCCGAGUCGGACCCCCGUUUCUUCAUGCGUCGCAAGGGAGGCCGUGGCGGUAAGGGCAUGGGAAUGGGUAUGGGAAUGGGAAUGGGUAUGGGCCCUCGUGGGGCCGGUCACCCUUACGCCAUGGGUGGUGGUCGUCACGGAAGACGUGGCGGAGAGUUUGGAGGAUUUGGAGAAUUCGGCCUUGGCGGUGGUCGCGGAGGACGAGGAUUUCAUGGCCGCGGCGGUCCCCUUGGCGGUGGACCUCGUGGAAUGGGAAUGGGAGGAGGAAUGGGAAUGGGAGGAAGACCUGGCGGAUGUGGCCUCGGCAGAGGAGGCAAGUUCGGAGGCCUCAAUGGUAAAGGAGGGAUGAUGAUCCCACCGUUUAUCGGCCGGCUGGCGGCGCAGUUGGGCCUCCCCGUCGAACAGGUGUGGCGCGACUACAACGCCCAGACGAGCGAGAACAUCCUCGACUUUGUGCCUCCCGUGGACGUGUUCGACACCCCCGCCGCAUACAUUGUGCAGGUGUCGUUGCCCGGCGCGAGCAAACCAGACAUCAACGUCGACUACGACGCCGACAAGGGCGUGCUGCGCCUGUCGGGCGUGGUCCACCGGCCGGGCAUUGACGAAGAAACACACAAGACGCUGGUCAUCGCCGAACGCGAGAACCAGGUCGGCGUCUUUGAACGGGUCGUCCGGCUCGGUGGCCGCCGCGAACCUGCCUCCAGAGUCUGUGACGACAAGAUGACAGCCAAGAUGGAGGACGGCGUGUUGACCGUCACCCUCCCCAAGAGCCAGACCGAGAAGAAAUCCAUCCCCCUCGACUCGGAAACGGCCCUCGUCAUUCGCGAAAAGUCCUUGGACGCAGACAGCGUCACCGAGGGGGUUAUGACCCCAGACGAGAAGGACUACGUCCAGGUGGACGAAUGAUCGAUUCCUCUUCUUCCUCUUCUUCUUCUUCUUCUUCCUCUUUUUCUAUAAUUUCCCUCAUAUCACUUUAUUGUUGAGGUUACCAUAUUGGUAUCCGUUUCCUUACUCUCAUCUCAUGGUUACCUUUAUUUCUGACACGGGGCCAUUUCUGUUUUUCAUGUCGAGUACCAUCAUAUAACCAUCGAUGGUACAUGGUUCGGGUUUAUGUUUCCUUAUGAUACCUGGAGACUGGCGUUGUUGAUAUUACCACUACUACCACUACUACUACCACACUUAUAAAAAGUGAGAAAAAAAAAAGUAUAGGCUUGCCUAUACAAUAUACCACAUACUCCAUAUUCC